UUUCCCAGCUUGCAGAGCCAGAGAGUGACCAACCGCACCGAUCCAACCGGAUUCACAAAGCGGUAGCACCACAGAGAGAGAGGAGGAGGCGGUACCGAACGUGUUUCCCUGACCUUCCCUUCCAUUACGUGAUUGAGACGAGGGAGUAAAGCAGAAUGACGAUACGGCUUCCCUUGGCGGUGGUGGUGGCUGUGGUGGUGAUAAUAGAAUCUGUUGUGGAGUUGCGGGGUGAGAGCAAUGCUAUCGAUGUGGAUGCUGUGGGACCUCUUCUGCAGGCCACCUCGAAGUCCCGCGACCAACAUCACGGUGAGCUGUGGGCUGUGUUGGUCGCUGGUUCGAACUCCUGGAUGAACUACCGGCACCAGGCGGAUGUGUGCCACGCCUACCAAAUCCUACACAAACAUGGGGUUCCUGACGACCACAUAAUUGUCAUGAUGUAUGAUGACCUUGCCAACAACGUGGACAACCCAACUCCCGGCGUGGUAAUCAACCGUCCUGGGGGCCCCGACGUGUAUGCUGGCGUACCCAAGGACUACUCCGGCAAGGAUGUGACACCAGAGAACUUCCUGAAGGUGCUGCAGGGGGAUGCGAAGGGCAUGAGGGGCACAGGCUCUGGUCGGGUGCUCCAGAGUGGCCCCAAUGACCGGGUGUUCAUCAAUAUGGUGGACCACGGAGCGCCAGGCAUCUUCGCAUUCCCAGACGAGUACCUGAAUGCCACGGACUUCGCCAAUACACUCAUCGGCAUGCAUAGAGACAAGAGAUUCCAUGAGAUGGUUGUUUACGUGGAGGCGUGUGAGUCGGGGUCGCUCUUCGAAAACCUCCUCCCGAAAGACAUAGAAGUGUACGCCCUGAGUGCCUCCAGUCCUCGCCAGCACUCCUAUGCCUGUUACUUCGACAACAAGCUGGGCACCUACUUGGGCGACGUGUUCAGUGUCAAGUGGAUGGAGGACUCUGACAUUGAGAACCUUCGCCGGGAGAGCCUCAAGUCUCAGUUCGUGCUGGUGAGGGAGGAAGUCACCACCUCCACCGUCAUGCACUGGGGCGAACUCAGCAUUGGCAGCAGGAAGAUGGCGCGCUUCCUCGGCGGCAAAAAAUCCAGCCACCCCCACUCACGCCCGACCACCCAGCACUUGCAGUUCCCCGCUGACCCCUGUGUGAACUCCUCCGUCCCCAGCCCUGAUGUGCCCCUGGCCAUCCUGCAAGCCAAGAAGCACUCCGCCACCACCCCUGAGGAACGAGAGCAUUUGCAGGAGCAGCUUGAUAUCCUACACGAGAAACGCCGAGCUCUGAAGUUGGCCAUGCAUGAGUUGGCACGGGAGGUGACCGGGGACACAGAAGUGGCCGCUAAUAUGGUGAGCGGACGGCACCAGCUCCACGACAUCAUCCGCUGGCCCUGCUACAUGGAUGCCGUCAGGAUCUUCCACACCCGCUGCAUCAAUCUGGCGCAGAACCCGUAUGCCCUGCGACUGGUGGACACGUUCAUCAACCUCUGCGAACACGGCUACACGGCUGACCAGGUGCUGCGGGCAACGACCUCCGUGUGCCCCUUCAGCCCCAAGAACGUGCUGUGAGAAGAGAUGAGGAAAGGGUCGGGCCACUUCAGGGUCCUUACAUGCUAGUGGGGAGGGUGGAAGGCGCAGGAGGGGCACCACUCAGUUGACCUCGCUUCUGGCCUCAUGUUCUUUUUUUCUUAUGUUGGAGUAGCGUCUAACGGGGCUUUAUAGUUGCUGUUUAUUCUUUUUGCCCUUGAGCUGUCUCCCUUGCUGCUUAAAAAAAAAAAAAAUGCUGCUGGACAUGGGAGGAUAUAUGAAGAUUUGAGUGGAUGGAUGACCUGAGGACCACCACUACUACCACCACCACCACCACUAUGACCACCCCCACCACCACUAUCACUGUAUACGCCAAGUGGAGUGACCUGUACUGGUUGACCUGAAGACCACUACCAUAAUACACACAAGUUGGAUGACCUCUACACUGUGCCCUGAGAACCACUACCACCUAACAGAGCAGGAUGAGUAGAAGACCACCACCUCCACCACCACCACCACCAAGCAAGAGAACCACCACUACACUGACCCAACCACCACAACCAUCACCCUGUAUACCCCAUGGAAGGACCUUUACUCUUUGGCCCGACAAACACCACCACCCAACGUUGCCAGAUUGUCUUACUCAGCCUCUUAUAUUUACCGACUUCCGACCCAAAAACUGUCUCGUGGACCCCAAUAAGGAGAUUCACUUAUAAUUAUCGUUAAAAUAGUUAAUUCCCGAUGUUUCUUGGCAAUAGUUAGGCGUCAGAAACCGGUAAAUACUAUGUUCUGAGUACAACAAUCUGGCAGUGGUUGGUGGCACAUACAAAGCAGAGGACACGUUCACUGUGGUGUUGGUGUGGUUGUAAUAUCAGGGGCAGCAACAGCAGCAGGCGCAUUAUAAUCCCAGUCUGUCCUCUGCCAGCAGCUCUCUAUUUGCGUUCUCUCAAUUUGUGAUGUUAUUAGUGGUUAAGUGGUAUGCCAAUAAGAGAAAGGCAUUUAGAUGGAAUAUUACCACCACGACCACCACCACCACCAACAACAACAACAACUAGCAGCAGACCGUCUUGUAUGCACACCUUUUUGUUCUAUUAGUACUGUAUCACCUAUUUUUAAACAGGUUAGCCUACCCUUCCAUGCCCCACCCACUCAGCUAUUGGUUGUAUAUUAUAAGGAGCUCUUUGCCACACAUUCCCUAUUUCUACUCAUCCUUCAAUACACUUAAGAUGGCGGGAGCAUUCACUGAAAUUGCUUAAUUGAAUAUAUAUCUUUUAUCUACCA
Molecule: messenger RNA, 2810 nt
Organism: Eriocheir sinensis (Chinese mitten crab)
Lineage: Eukaryota; Metazoa; Arthropoda; Malacostraca; Decapoda; Varunidae
Product: legumain-like
Exons: 10
Coding region: 156-1571 (471 amino acids)
Biological process (GO): vacuolar protein processing
Molecular function (GO): cysteine-type endopeptidase activity
Source: RefSeq, a predicted model, not a curated record